Molecule: messenger RNA, 874 nt
Organism: Euleptes europaea (tarantolino)
Lineage: Eukaryota; Metazoa; Chordata; Lepidosauria; Squamata; Sphaerodactylidae
Gene: BUD23
Product: BUD23 rRNA methyltransferase and ribosome maturation factor
Exons: 12
Coding region: 1-846 (281 amino acids)
Biological process (GO): rRNA (guanine-N7)-methylation
Cellular component (GO): nucleolus
Molecular function (GO): rRNA (guanine) methyltransferase activity
Source: RefSeq, a predicted model, not a curated record
AUGGCGGGCAGCGGGAAGCGGCCGGAGCAUCGCGGGCCGCCGGAGUUGUUCUACGAUGAGGCUGAAGCCCGGAAAUACACACACAACUCUCGGAUGAUUGAGAUCCAGUCGCAGAUGUCAGAACGAGCUGUGGAGCUCUUGGGUCUCCCAGAGGACUGUCCCUGUUUCUUGCUGGAUGUGGGCUGCGGCUCUGGUUUGAGUGGGGAUUACAUCUCUGAGGAGGGACAUUGUUGGGUUGGCAUGGACAUUAGCCCUGCUAUGCUUGAUGUGGCCGUCGAGAGAGAAGUAGAGGGGGACCUGAUGCUGGCAGAUAUGGGCCAAGGGAUUCCCUUCAGGCCUGGGACCUUUGACGGCUGCAUCAGCAUUUCUGCAGUGCAGUGGCUCUGCAACGCUGACAAGAAGACACACAGCCCUCCGAAACGACUGUAUCGGUUCUUCUCUACUCUUUAUACUGCGCUGGCCCGAGGAGCCCGAGCCGUUUUGCAGCUUUAUCCAGAAAAUGCUCAGCAGCUGGAACUCAUCACCACCCAGGCCAUGAAAGCAGGCUUCACUGGCGGCAUGGUGGUGGAUUAUCCCAACAGUGCCAAAGCCAAGAAGUUCUUUCUAUGUCUCUUUGUUGGUCCAAGUGACGUUUUGCCAAAGGGUCUAGGUACUGAGUGCAACGACGAAAAGCAGGCACAGGCAGAAUUCGUUCGUGAAAGAAUACGAUUUAAGAAUGCCAAAGGGCAGUCUGUGAAGAAAAGCCGGGAUUGGGUGCUGGAGAAGAAAGAGCGGCGGCGGCGGCAGGGCAGGCAAGUGCGGGCGGACACCAGGUACACAGGCCGAAAGCGGCGGCCUCAUUUCUGACCUCCCGUCUCACCUUUUGGACCGCUUC